AUGGUGAAAGCAGCUGCAAUCAGAAUGAUGGAGAGGAACUGGAAGGAGUUGAAAAGUUUUUCUCUCUGGAAAGCUAUGCUGGCCGAAAUGGUGGGCACAAGUUUGCUGGUGCUGUUUGGAUGUGGAACGUGCAUUGGACAUGACUGGCAAUCCAGAGAUCCAACUAUUGUUCAAAUCUCCUUGACCUUUGGUCUAACCGUGGCCACAAUCGUACACUGUAUGGAACACAUCAGCGGAGGUCACAUCAAUCCAGCUGUCACGUGCGCCAUGUUUAUCACCAGGAGAGUGACUAUCGUUAGAGCCGUCUUGUACAUCGCUGCUCAGCUGACUGGCUCCAUAUACGGAGCAGCAAUUCUGAAGGGCAUCACGCCGGUCGUCUACGAGGGAGACCUCGGACAGACCAGUGUGGAUGAAACUUUGAGGGCCUGUCCAGAUGGGUUGACUGUUGAGGCUUCGAUUACAUUCAUUCUUGUGCUCACUAUUUUCGCUUCGUGCGAAACAAACAAGAACGAUCGCAACGGUUCAGCUGCGUUUAGCAUCGGGUUCGCUGUCGCCUUCUGCCACAUGUUCGCCAUCAAGUACACAGGCUCCUCGAUGAACCCUGCCAGGUCCUUCGGCCCUGCUGUCAUCGGUGGCAACUGGAACGAUCAUUAUGUCUUCUGGGUUGGACCGGUACUUGGGGCGGUUAUCGCCGGUCUAUCGUACGAUUUCAUAUUCGCCAGGAACGCCGGCGUCGAAAAAUUCAUACAUUUCUUCACCGAGGAGGACUACAAUGGCGACAGCAAGUGGUCCGUAAACAGUAGCAGCAGCAGAAACAACAACAACAACAACCACAAUACCAGCAACAACAACAGCACCAGCAACAACAACAGCAUCAAAAAAGUUGAUGGUGAAGACGUCAUUGAAGAUGAAUGUAUCACGGAUUUGCGCAGCACUCCGAAAAUCGGCAUGGAUCAUGGAGUUACAAGGGACAGGAACGUGGCGGGGAUCCAGACCAACUUCCCUUACGUCAUUCAACAACAUAGCCAACCACGUAACGGCAAAAAUAAUUUUUAUUACAGUUUUCCCCGUUGCAAUAACAACAACUACACAAGCAACAUCCAUCAACACAACGACGACUAUUUACACGACAAUAACAAUCAACAACUUCACAAUCGUUAUCAUUUUCAAGGAAUGUGA
This is a messenger RNA of Helobdella robusta, 1179 nucleotides long. RefSeq lists its product as hypothetical. The coding region runs from base 1 to 1179 and encodes 392 amino acids. Lineage: Eukaryota; Metazoa; Annelida; Clitellata; Rhynchobdellida; Glossiphoniidae. The record is from RefSeq and is a predicted model, not a curated record. The transcript is spliced from 3 exons. Gene Ontology annotation, cellular component: plasma membrane. Gene Ontology annotation, biological process: transmembrane transport. Gene Ontology annotation, molecular function: water channel activity.